CUUGGAAUGAUGGUUGGGGGCCACGUACAAAAGGGUAGAUGCAGCCCGACCCCGUCCUGCAUGCUGCCCGCCCCUCCACUUUGUGUAGUCCAGGACAUUUCCCGAAGCGGCCCUGACGUGCAGAUAUCACACACACACACACACACACACACACUCACACAAACACACACACGCCGCAUCUUGUUUGAGCUUGUGUGUUUUCCCCCCUGGGUUCCAGAACCUUAUUUCACACUUCGUUUGUGUGUUGUGGGAACAUUUGCUGUGCCGUUGUCCGCCUUGAUACUAGUCAGCCAUGCAGAUGCUUGUCAAGUCGAGUCUCACCCUCGCCUCCGCGGCGCUCGCGUUGGCUGCGCCCUUCUCGUCGCAACCCUACGGGGAUGGGGACGCCUACGACUAUAUCGUCGUCGGCGGUGGUACUGCUGGAGUAGCCGUAGCCGCCCGCCUCAGCGAGGGACUCCCUGCCUCCAGCAUCCUCCUCAUCGAGGCCGGGCCCGCCGCCUGGGACGAGCCGAAAAUCAACGUCCCGGGCAUGAAGGGAUCGACGCUGGGGACCAAGUACGACUGGAACUUCACCACCGUGGCCCAGCCCCACGUCAACGGCCGAGUCUUCACCGUCAACCGCGGCAGGGUCCUCGGCGGCAGCUCCGCCCUCAACCUCAUGUCCUACGACAGGGCCGCCGUCGCCGAGUACGACAGCUGGGAGGCUCUGGGUAACCCGGGAUGGAACUGGGAGACGAUGAUCGCGGCCAUGAAGAAGUCCGAGACCUUCACCGGCAUCAACACAGACACAUACGGCUCUGAGGGCGUCGGCGACAGCGGCCCCGUCCAGGCCGUCAUCAACCGCAUCAUCCCCGAGCACCAGGACACGUGGAUCCCGACGAUGAACGCCCUAGGCGUCAAGACCAACCUGGAGUCCCUCGGCGGGAACCCGCUCGGUGUCAUGUACCAGCCCAGCAGCAUCGAUCCCGCGCACUACAACAGAUCUUACAGCGCCAACGCCUACGUCCCCCUUGCCGGCUCCAACUUGUUCAUUCUUCCCGAUACCACAGUGGCCAAGAUCAACCUCGGGAGGGCGACAACCAACUCGACCCAGCAGCGGGCUACCGGCGUGACCCUGAAGGACGGUACCGUGAUCCAGGCCCGGAAGGAAGUCAUCCUCUCUGCCGGCUCCAUCCAGAGCCCGGGUCUUCUGGAGUUGUCCGGCAUCGGCCAGGCAUCGGUCCUCAACGCGUCUGGCAUCGAGCAGCUCAUCGACCUCCCCGGCGUCGGCGAGAACCUGCAGGACCACCUCCGGAUCCAGAGCUCGUACCAGCUGAAGCCCGAAUACCUCUCGUUCGACAUCCUCCGCAGCAACGCCACCUUCGCCGCCGAGCAGCUCGCACUCUGGAACGCUGGCCAAGUCUCGCUGUACGACUACACCGGGUCCGGUUACACCUUCAGCACAUGGGCACAGGCGCUCGGCAACGACUCCCGCAUGGUUGCCCUCGCCAAGGAGGCCGCCGGCGAGGAUCCCAGCAUCGUCGACCAGAAGAAGUUGGAGUUCAUGUCCGACCCGUCCAUCCCUCAACUCGAGGUCAUCUUCUCAGACGGCUACACGGGCGUCAAGGGCUACCCCGCGGCCACCUCGCCCCUCUUCAGCAAGGGCUUCUUCACCCUCAUCGCCGCCAUCAUGCACCCCAUGAGCCGCGGCUCGAUCCACAUCAACCCGGCCGACGCGGCCGGCAAGCCCAUCAUCAACCCCAACUACCUCGGCCACGAGCACGACCUCGAGGCCGCCGUCCAGGCCAUCAAGUACUGCCGCCGGAUCGCUCAGACGGAGCCCAUGCGGUCCACGUGGGAGAGCGAGUACGAGCCUGGCCUGGACGCCGUGCAGACGGACGAGCAGUGGCGUCAGUUCGCGCUCAACACGACGUUGAGCAUCUUCCAUCCCGUUGGAACCUGCUCCAUGCUGCCGAAAAAGGACGGGGGCGUGGUGGAUGCGGACUUGAAGGUCUACGGCACGGCCAACCUGCGCGUGGUCGACGCGAGCGUGAUCCCGCUGCUCAUCUCCGCCCACGUCCAAACUGCCGUGUACGGCAUUGCUGAGAUUGCUGCCGAGCGCAUCAUUGCGGCUGCUACUGCUGCGUGAGGCAGGGGGAGGAGUGAGGAGGGAGUGGUUGUGAGAUUAGGCAACACGAAGUAGACAUGUAGCCUCUGAAGUCGAAUGAAAGUGAGCGCUCACCUGUCGAAGUUGAAUUGCCGAGACUCUGUCGCAUGUGACGACGAAGCCUGAAUGAAUGGACAUCAGGUAUGAGUUAUCACACUUUUACAGGGUCGCCCGUAAUGCCUAGUCAGUGAGAAACAGAGCCAAAAAGCAUAGACAGAUAAGUGACGGUGGCUCAGUAUAUGAAGAAUGGGGUCCCGACGUGAAAGUGAAGGAAAUAGAAACCAGCCAACUUGCCGGCUGGUGUCCGAGGCUGGAUGUCCUGUUUUCAUUUCGGAAAGGGG
This is a messenger RNA of Colletotrichum destructivum, 2487 nucleotides long. RefSeq names its product Putative glucose-methanol-choline oxidoreductase, FAD/NAD(P)-binding domain superfamily. The transcript has 4 exons. The record is from RefSeq and is a predicted model, not a curated record. Lineage: Eukaryota; Fungi; Ascomycota; Sordariomycetes; Glomerellales; Glomerellaceae. Gene Ontology annotation, molecular function: flavin adenine dinucleotide binding; oxidoreductase activity, acting on CH-OH group of donors. Bases 293 to 2128 code for a protein of 611 amino acids.